This is a messenger RNA of Orbicella faveolata, 3575 nucleotides long. RefSeq names its product neuropeptide SIFamide receptor-like. Gene Ontology annotation, cellular component: membrane. The record is from RefSeq and is a predicted model, not a curated record. Lineage: Eukaryota; Metazoa; Cnidaria; Anthozoa; Scleractinia; Merulinidae. Gene Ontology annotation, molecular function: G protein-coupled receptor activity. Gene Ontology annotation, biological process: G protein-coupled receptor signaling pathway.
CCCCCCCAUCCAGUCCCGUCCGAUAAAUCAAGGAUUGGAAAAGGGCAAAUUAAACAAUUUCCCCUACCGAGAAUUUUCUUUUGUUUAUCGCCAUUGCUUUCGUUAUUAUUCAUUAGCUGUACAGGUUUAAACAUCAUUUAAGCAAUCAUUCUCAUAUCUAUAACAAAAUUCAGUAUCUAAAAUAUAAUCCUCAAGACAGCAUAUGCUAUGUACAACAUGGUUUAUACUCUAGGAGUCUUUUUGAUGAACGACUGAAUUGGAAUCUCGAGAAACCUUCAUGACUAUGGAAACUAAACUCAUUACUCAUUUGCGCGGCAGCCGUUGACAGGCAGUUUACGCUGUCACUGUAUUAGACAUGAUUUAGACAUUUUCUUAAUUUAAAAUGUGACAGGUAACAUUACGGCAUCAAAACUGAUGAAUUCUUAACUGAGCUCGGAUUGUAGCGUUGAACAUUCUGUGUUCUCACUGACUCGUCUUGUGAUGCACGACCAACAAAUAACAAGAACAAGAAAAGUUAACGACUCUUUGCCAUGUUUCAAGCCGAGCUAUAAAUCAACCCAGCCACCUGUCGCUACUUCAAUUCAUCUGGCGCAGCAGUGACAUUUUCGAACACUGUCUGCUGACAGUUUACGUCCUGAUGUUAAGAUAUGAAAUGAAAAACAAUUUCUGGCGCUAGCUGAUAGGCCAGGUAUUUUUUGUUAGGCUGCAUACAAAUUAGGAAACCCUAAUUAUUGUUGCAGGUAGACGGUGGAAAGCCAAAACACAGAUCUGCCUAUCAUCAUUUAACUUGUUGUGAAAAUUUUAUUUUACGCUAAUUACUUUCACGCUAAAGAGGACAUCAAAACAGCAAUUACACUGCCUUAAAGGUGGAACAUAAAUAGAGUGACGUUACCGAGUGAAGACCACCAUAAAAAGAUGUGAGCAUAAGAGUGAAAAAAGAAACUGAACGACCAUGUCGGAAAACUUGAACACAACCAUGAAUGGAACACAGCCAUCGAGCUGCCCCAGCAAUCCUACAGCAGAAACAAUCGGAAAAACCGUCGCUUACUGCCUGAUUUUUCUUGUCUCGCUGGCUGGGAACACCGUCAUCGGAAUAAUUGUCUACAAGAAGAAAACCAUGAGAAAACCCAUCAACUUCUUAAUCGUAAACAUGGCCAUGUCCGAUAUGACAUAUCCGAUUUUCUUAAUCCCUCAUCAGAUACAAAAGCUCUACAUAGACUCCUGGCUGAUCGGUGGUCCUCUUGGCCAGGCCUUGUGUAAGCUUGUUUACUCGUUAUCAGAUGUAUCCUACAUUGUGUCUAUUCAGAGCCUGGUUCUGAUAGCAGUGGAUCGAUUUGGAGCUGUGGUAUAUCCCCUCCGUUACCCACUCAUCAGUUCAAAGCUGUGCCCAUUCUUAAUUCUCGCCACUUGGAUCGUCGCGUUCGCUUCCCAGUCCCCAUAUCCCGUCGCCAUGCAGCUUUUGGAAUCUCCAGAAGGGUUGUCGUGUGCACUGCAUUGGAAAGAAGCCUUUGGAGAGUCCUCAUUCCAGGAGAAUUACUUCGUGGCCAUUACCGCUGUAUUCGUUUUCAUCCCGUUGGUGUUGAUAGCCACACUUUACAUUAGCAUCUAUAUAAAGCUCAAAUCCCAAAAGAUUCCAGGCGAGCAAUCGGCCAACGCUGGACAACAACGCCAGCAAAGGGAACGAAAUGUGUUAAAGUUGGCUCUUGCUAUUGUGUUAGGGUUUGCAGUAUCGCUGGUGCCGGCCGCUAUCGGCCUGCUACUACUCUUCUUUGGACCGGACAUCGUGAUAAGCUCUUGUGGCUUCCGAUACUUUAUGAUCGUUACCUUUUUUAUGGGUAACGCAAAUUGUGCCAUAAAUCCUUGCAUCUGUUUCAUUUUCGGUAGAAAUUAUCGUGAAGGACUUAAGACUCUCCUUGGAUCGACGAAUGAUAUUUGAGCAGCGCAGAAACUGAUGAUAUUUAAUUUCUGUGAAGUUGAAAGGGUCAGUCGACCGGAAGCGUUUAAAAAUGUUAAUUUAAAAUUGUUCAACAUUUCAGUUCGGCGCAUUCUAAAGAACCUUAGAAGAAUGGUUUAAAACACUUUCUUUAUUUCUUUAGACAUUGAGCUUACAGUUACUUUGUAGUCCCGUUUUUCAUAAUUCAUCUCAAUUUCAGUGAAACAAAUGAAACGCCCUCGUCGCUCUUUUACUCGUAUUGGCACCGUUCUCUAUGUAUGGCUAGUACUGUACAAUAUUUAUAAGCUGCAUAGGAGUAGCAAACAACCCAGGUCUGCACCUAAUUCUCAAGACAGGGUAGUACAUCUUUCCAAAGUUGUAGAAUACUAAUUUUUUUACGAUAUGUAGAUCUCCAUAAUUAUCAUAAUCCUAUCAUAGUUACAUGCUUGUGUCAGCGGACUUUCUAACGCAUAUAACAUGACGUACCUACCAUAUGAGGUAGAACGUCCGCUGACAUAAUUCAAUUCAGUUAGUCUUUACCGUUAGCGGAGUCAAUUAAGCUUCGAAACAUUAUUAUUCAAUGGCACGAUCUUAGUGGAUUGUUGGAAUGGGAAUAACACUUGCAUGUUGUUAUCACGUGUAGUGUCCUGAAUUUUUGGCCAACUGAGAAAAUUUCCAUCUAAGACACGUACUUCUGUACUAUAGAUUAUCAAUGUAAUAUGUUCAUCAGCUGUUCAUUUAUAAGCGCAGUAUCUGAAUGGAAAGUCUGAACAGGAAGCUUCUAUCAAUCACUUGCAUGUUGUAGUCACUGACGUGCACUGUCCGAAAGCUUCCACCAGCUGAGGAAGUUUCUAUUCCUUGGUUAACCAUGCUCUAGAAAUUUAUCGGAUGGCCUGAGCUCGCACUUUCCUUCGUCUCCGAUAAAUCAGGUCAGGCUGGCCUUUGGUAUGUCCCUUCAACAUGGCCUUACGACUGAGAAGAAUUUGUUCAACAGAUGAGAACUCACCUUAUUGAGAGAGGAUAUGAUCUUCGGCUUCGUUAAAGACGAAAUAGAGAAAGUACGUCAGAUUCCUCCCAGUAGAGCACUCGAAACAUCCAUCAAAAAAGAGUCCCACAGAAUUCCAUUUGCAGUAACAUUUAAUCCAGCCCUACCGAAUAUACGUCAAGUCAUUUCCAGCAGCUUUAACAUUGUUCGUUCUUCACAGCGAUGCCUAGCAGCAUUUUCUUCUCUUCCUCGUAUAUCAUACCGCCGUUGCAAAAACCUACGUGACUUACUGAUCAGGGCCAAACACCGCAGACAACCCCAGCCCCCUCCCCCUCCCCCCCGGUUCCGGGAGCUUUCCAUUGUCACAGAGAUAGGUGAAAAACGUGUCCUUUCAUUACUGAGGGAACCACGUCUUACACUUUUUUCUCUACCAACGAACAAAGACGUAUACCGUGACAUCACAUCACCUGCUCUUCCUCUAAUCUCGUUUGUAUGAUAUAGCGCAACAAAUGCAACGUUCAAUACAUAGGCGAGACUGAACGCCAUCUCAGCGCAGUCUCAGCGACAGAUCUGGUGAGCACAGACGGGCAAUCGAAAAAGCCAUCGUACAAAGACACCUUGAUCAAACCACCGCCGUUUCAGAUCACCUUACCCUUC